AUGUACAAUGAUGAACUUUCAAAGGCAAUUACGAAAGCUCCAAAAAAUUCCAAAUAUACAAGUCAUGAUAUUCAGAAACAAAUACUUCAUGUGCUUUCGGUGAGAGUAAAAAAUACAAUUCGUGAAGAAAUUAGAGUUGCCAAGUAUUGCAUAAUUGUUGAUGAAGUCCGAGAUGAGUCAAAAAGAGAGCAAAUGUCUAUAGUAUUGAGGUUUGUGGAUAUUAAUGGAUUCAUUCAAGAACAUUUUUUUGGGCUUGUUCAUGUAUCUGAUACUGCGGUUUUAACUUUAAAGGAUGCUAUAUAUUCUGCUUUGGCUCACUACAAUUUGAAUGUUCAAAAUAUUAGAGGUCAAGGCUAUGACGAUGCUAGUAAUAUGAGGGGCAAGUUUAAUGGAUUAUUAACUUUUAUAGUUAAUAUUGUUGGUUCUUCAUGUAAGCGUAAUGAUGAAUUGAAGAAUGCUCAUGCAGAUGACAUUGCAUAUUUGAUUGCUAUUAAUGAACUCGAGAUAGGGCGUGACCUUAAUCAGAUAGAUUCACAGUUGCAAGAAAUUAAUGGUCGCUUUAGUGAUGAUGCUAUGGAAUUGCUCAUUCUUAGUAAUGCCCUAAAUCCUCAAAAUGCGGUGGAGUCUUUCAGAGUUGUAGAUAUAUGCAAAUUAGUUGAAAAGUUUUAUGCUCAGGAUUUUACGAGAGAUGAAAAAGAACAAUUGGAGAUGCAAUUGAAGCAUUACGAGUAUAACAUAGUCAAAAGGUCCGACUACAAAAAUCUUUCAACCAUUUUAGAAUUAUGUCAAUGGUUGGUAAAGACUAACAAGUCUGUUACAUACAACCUCAUUUUUAGAGUGAUCAUACUUGUGCUUACUCUUCCGAUUUCUACGGCUACUUCAGAACGAUCAUUUUCUGCGAUGAAUAUUAUGAAAACAAGGCUUCGAAGCAAAAUGGAGGAUACUUUUCUCUUAGAUGCGUUAAUGGUAUAUAUUGAGAGAGAAAUUGCUAGAAGUGUGAGCAUAGAAGCUAUCAUUAAAGACUUCAAAAAUUUAAAAGAAUGUCGAAUUCCUUUUAGUUAG
Molecule: messenger RNA, 1062 nt
Organism: Zingiber officinale
Lineage: Eukaryota; Viridiplantae; Streptophyta; Magnoliopsida; Zingiberales; Zingiberaceae
Exons: 3
Coding region: 1-1062 (353 amino acids)
Molecular function (GO): protein dimerization activity
Source: RefSeq, a predicted model, not a curated record